Andrographis paniculata is the source of this 2417-nucleotide messenger RNA. RefSeq lists its product as uncharacterized. Gene Ontology annotation, molecular function: RNA cap trimethylguanosine synthase activity; protein binding. The transcript is spliced from 10 exons. Gene Ontology annotation, biological process: 7-methylguanosine RNA capping; 7-methylguanosine cap hypermethylation. The record is from RefSeq and is a predicted model, not a curated record. Bases 394 to 2223 code for a protein of 609 amino acids. Gene Ontology annotation, cellular component: nucleus. NCBI's taxonomy places the organism in Eukaryota, Viridiplantae, Streptophyta, Magnoliopsida, Lamiales, Acanthaceae.
UUCCACAGGGCCGUCGUCGUCUUUGUCGUCUCUUCGUUUUUUUCACCACCGUGUUUUGGCUUCUCCGAUCCACAACGCCGCCGUCUUCGUCUUCCUCGCGCCCCUGUCUUCAGUUUUCUUAUUAUUCUUCUUCUUCUCCUCCUCUUACCUGUUUUUUUUUUUUUCUUUCUAUGUCAUGUAUUUAACCUUAAACAAACAAACAUACCCGGCCUUAAUAAAUAUACUGCUACAGUGCUACCACUACCGAUGAUAAUUUAAUCCCGUCUUGGAAGACACUUUUCAUAUAACCGGACGUCGGCGAUUGAGCAAACCUUAACUGACCUUGUCUGAGCUUUGAGCUUUCCACCUUCUCCUUCUUUUCUCGCAGUGAGUGUGGCCUAUUUCACCUUUAGUAUGGAUUCUUCGGCUAUAGAUGAAUUACCUGCAGUCAGAGCUCUUGGUUUGCUGUUUAAACUUACAGAAAUCCACUUAUGGGAUUCUGGCUUGGGUGAAGUGCAGGAAUCAUCAUCUUACUAUCAAGUAUCCAAUGAACUUGUUGAGGGUGAUGAGAAGAGGGAAUUAGAUGAUAUCAAUGGGUUCUCUUUGUCACAAAAAGAUUUCGAACUUGCUGAAAAAUUGAAUGAGUUGGGACUUCCACUCUCUUUUUGCUCUAACAAGGAGAGGAAAUGUGGAAUGAAUUAUGCAAAAAAGAAGAGCACAAGAAAAAAUAAUCAGAAAAGUCGAUUUGAAAUCAAUGACCACAUGUUAGAUUCUACAACUGUGAGUGAGGAGAGUACGUCUCCUGCUUGUUUAGUUCAUACUUCAAAUGCGACAGAGGAAAGUGAAAUACUGAACCUUGGCAUUAUAGAUGUAGAUGAUUUAUCAAAACUGGCCCUCGGACUGGGCGAUUCAUUGAGCUUGACAGCACAAAUCAGCCAAAGAGCCCCUGAAAAUUCUUGCAGCUGCAACACUGAAGCUUCCAAUCUUGGAUUCAAUAAAAGUUUGGGGCCCAGCCCGGAACUUGGAAAUAGUUCAUUGGAUGAAUUCGAGCACCUAUGCGAAAAUAAUAAUAUGAUGCCUAAUGCUUCACGUCUUGGCGAUGGAGCUUUGGAAGGAUUUUGCUUAAUAAACGAGGGUGCUGACAAACAAGCUGUGAAAGAAAUUACGGAAGGGGCAAAUUCUGCUGUUUAUGAUGACCCUGGAGAAUGGCUUACAUAUUGGGAUGAUUUUCACAUGCGAACAUAUUUCUACAACAUUAGUACACACGAGUCUACGUGGGAUCCCCCUGCAGGAAUGGAACAUCUUGUUUAUUGCAAUGUUGCCGAUGAACUGGCUGAGUUAGAAAACGCCCAAGCACAUUUUGCCAAGUAUGACGGGGUUGAAGGUUUGUGUGACCAAAAACUUGAUCUCGACUUGGCUAAAGAUUCUGGGAAAGAUAACGGGCCAUUAAGUCAGGAGAUCGGUGACUCCAUUGGAAGCGAGCUUUCUACCAGUAACGACGUUGGCACUCAAACUAUCAAAAGGAAAAAGCGAGUGAGGAGAAAAAAAUUGAGCACAAAAUCAAGUUCUAGUGAAGAUUACCAAGGAAUUCUGCAAGAGCUCCCUAGUAUAAGCAAAUAUUGGUGCCAAAGAUACCUUUUAUUUUCCAAGUUCGAUUACGGGAUUAGAAUGGAUGAAGAAGGAUGGUUUUCUGUAACCCCAGAGUCUCUAGCCAAACAUCAUGCAGCCCAAAGCAACGAUGGCUCAAUAGUCGAUUUUUUUACUGGCGUCGGUGGGAAUGCAAUUCAGUUUGCGCGACGCUGUAAACAUGUUAUUGCAGUCGACAUUGAUCCAAAAAAAAUUGAGUUCGCGCGGCAUAACGCUUCCCUAUAUGGAGUUGACAGCAACAUAGACUUCAUAAAUGGCGACUCUUUUUCCUUGGCCGCAAAGCUGAAGGCAGAUACGGUGUUCAUGUCACCGCCCUGGGGAGGUCCCGACUAUUCCAAAGUAAAGAAGUUUGAUCUCACCACGAUGCUUAAGCCACUGGAUGGGCAAUCCCUGUUCGAUGCUGGUAAGAAAAUUGCUUCGAAGAUGAUAAUGUUUCUGCCAAGAAAUGUAGAUGUGAACCAGUUAGCAGAGUUAUCGUUGUCGGCUAAUCCUCCAUGGUCUUUAGAGGUGGAACAAAACUUUCUGAAUGGGCGAUUAAAGGGUGUUACGGCUUAUUUCUCGAAACCACAGUCACAUCCUUCUUCUUCCAUUUUGUAGAGUACCAAUUAAUGUAGAACUUCUAUGAUAAAAGAUUGUCUCUUUAACCGUCUGUAAAUUUCUAGUCGAACUUAAUAGCCAGAAAGACUAGUUAUACUCAUGUGUGGCAGAAGAACCUUAAAAUGUCAGGGAGUUUGUUAUAUAUCCUGUGUGUCCCUCUUUCAUAUAAUAAUUUAUAGAUUUGUUUUCUAAUA